AAGCAUGCAUUUCGCGAUUUAUUUAUAAACAUCAUCUUAUUCAAAUUAGCAGCAUCGUUAACUUUCGAUUACAAAGCCCUAAAUAAUAAUAAAUUGCCUUGGAAUAUUGCUGGAGUUAUGGACACCACAGAGCCUGUUCUAGACAUUUCAUCCGUGUGCCGUAUUUGCCUGCAGGACAACGAUGCACACAUGGUAUCCAUCUACGACCAUGACGAGCAGCAACGGGGCGUUUCCAUUUGCGAUAAAAUCGAACAUUGCUGCGGAAUAAAAAUUAUUCGCACUCCAGAGCUUCCCACGCGGAUCUGCAUGAAAUGUCGUGCAUUUUUGACACUGGCCCAUAAGUUUCGACAAAUUUGCCGACACUCAGAUGAUUUCUUGCGCGAAUUCAUAUUCCCCGAUCCGUGUGAGGAGCCGGAAAAACCCAACUUGGAAGAGGCACCCGCACAGACGUACGAGCAAGUUGAAGUCGAAGUGCUAGAGGAAGGUGUCUGGUGUAACGACGAAGUAAUUGAAGAAACACCCGCAACGACAGUAUCAGUUCCCUCGGAGCCAACAACCAGUCUCGUAGUGGUGGCAGCUGCAAAGGCGGCAAAGCCACAUGUCUGCGAUAUUUGUGGCAACAGUUAUCCGCGCAAGAGCACGCUUGACACCCACUUACGCCGCCACAACAACGACAGGCCUUAUCAAUGCGAAAUCUGCCAGAAAACGUUCCAUGUAAACUAUCAGUUGAUGCGUCACAUACGACAACACACCGGAGCUCGACCUUAUUGUUGCCAAUACUGUCAGCGAAGUUUCGCAGAUCGCACAUCGCUAGUAAAGCAUGAACGUAUACAUCGUAAUGAACGACCAUACGUCUGCAACACCUGCGGGAAAAACUUCACUUAUUCAAAUGUGCUCAAGGUGCACUAUAAGACGCACACCGGCGAAAAACCGCACAUAUGCAAACUAUGCAACAAGAGCUUUGCUCGCCAUCACAAUUUGGUGGCCCAUCUCCAGACGCAACAGCAUGUGAACGAUCCCCGUUGUGCUGCCUAUCUGCACACGCUUCGAGCCGCAAAUGUUAUAGCUGCUAGAGAAGUUAGCUGAGAAUUAAUAAAAAUACACGUGUAGCAUCUAAUUUGUUCUG
Messenger RNA from Drosophila albomicans, 1126 nucleotides. Its product is annotated as gastrula zinc finger protein XlCGF52.1. The coding region runs from base 118 to 1086 and encodes 322 amino acids. Gene Ontology annotation, biological process: regulation of transcription by RNA polymerase II. The transcript is spliced from 4 exons. Lineage: Eukaryota; Metazoa; Arthropoda; Insecta; Diptera; Drosophilidae. Gene Ontology annotation, molecular function: DNA-binding transcription factor activity, RNA polymerase II-specific; RNA polymerase II cis-regulatory region sequence-specific DNA binding; zinc ion binding. The record is from RefSeq and is a predicted model, not a curated record. Gene Ontology annotation, cellular component: nucleus.